Molecule: messenger RNA, 1111 nt
Organism: Impatiens glandulifera
Lineage: Eukaryota; Viridiplantae; Streptophyta; Magnoliopsida; Ericales; Balsaminaceae
Product: mitogen-activated protein kinase kinase 9-like
Exons: 1
Coding region: 75-1034 (319 amino acids)
Biological process (GO): protein phosphorylation
Cellular component (GO): cytoplasm
Molecular function (GO): protein serine/threonine kinase activity; ATP binding
Source: RefSeq, a predicted model, not a curated record
CCUUCCUCUCUCUCUCUCUCUAUUAUUUACAGACUAAAUCCAUCUUCUCUCUCUAACUCUGUUUGAACUUAACAAUGGCUCUCGUAAGAGAACGUCGACAGAUUAAUCUCAAGCUUCCAUUACCCGAAACAAUCGAUCGCCGCCCACGUUUCCCCAUACCCAUACCUCCAAUCUCCACCGCUUCCACAACCACCUCCUCAUCAUCUCUUUCAAUCGCAACCGACUUCGAAAAACUCCAAGUACUCGGCCAUGGUAACAGUGGAACCGUCUAUAAAGUUCGUCAUAAACGUACAUCCGCAAUCCACGCUCUCAAAUUCGUCAACAGCGAUUCAGAUCCAAUAAUCCGCCGUCAAAUUCACCGUGAAAAAGAAAUCCUCCGCCGGACCGAUUCUCCAUACAUAGUCAAAUGCAACGACAUCUUCGAAAACAUCAACGGAGAUAUCGCGAUCUUGAUGGAAUAUAUGGAUGCAGGAACACUACAAAAUCUUCUUCAAACAAAAGGAACUUUCAAUGAAUCAUCUCUCUCAUCAAUCGCACGUCAAGUUCUUAAUGGGUUGAGUUAUUUACAUGGGCAUAAGAUCAUUCAUCGUGAUAUCAAACCUGCGAAUUUACUAGUGAAUAAGAAAAUGGAUGUGAAAAUUGCUGAUUUUGGAGUUAGUAAGAUUAUGUGUAGGACGCUUGAUGCAUGUAAUUCUUAUGUGGGUACUAGUGCUUAUAUGAGUCCGGAAAGAUUUGAUCCAGAAACUUAUGGUUUAGAUUAUAAUGGGUAUGCUGCUGAUAUUUGGAGCUUAGGGUUGACGUUAAUGGAGCUUUAUAUGGGUCAUUUUCCAUUGUUACCACCUGGUCAGAGACCAGAUUGGUCUACUUUGAUGUGUGCUAUAUGUUUUGGUGAGCCGCCGAGUUUGCCGGAAAGUUCGUCGGAGGUUUUUAGGAGUUUUAUUGGAUGUUGUUUACAGAAACAGUCGGAUAAGAGGUCGACGGCGGAGGAAUUGUUGAAACAUGCUUUUGUGUCGUUGGAGAAGAUGGUGGAUUAGGAUGGUUAUGAAAUAAAAUGUUGUAAAUAUGAAGAAUGGACCCAUAAAGUUUUGAUUUUUUUUUUUCAUUUGUGUUA